Molecule: messenger RNA, 1827 nt
Organism: Anopheles maculipalpis
Lineage: Eukaryota; Metazoa; Arthropoda; Insecta; Diptera; Culicidae
Exons: 6
Coding region: 1-1761 (586 amino acids)
Biological process (GO): cobalamin transport
Molecular function (GO): cobalamin binding
Source: RefSeq, a predicted model, not a curated record
AUGGAACAUCGAAUGCAAAUCGCAAGAGCGCUCAGUACACUAUUUCUGCUAUUCAGCAGAACACUUGGUGAAAACGUCACCUCUGUCAUACCACCAACUAUGCAAAGCGUGCCUGAUAUGGCGCAUACUACGGCAGGCCUAAUGCAUACGACUCAACAGCACCAGUAUCAGCUGUACACAACCUCUACGGUACAACUGAACACCCUGCCUACGGAACAAACAGGUUCCUACACGGUUGCUCAACCAAUUGUUACCGUCGGAGGAUUGUAUGCCAGUCCGACCAGCGACAUAAUACCUUCACCAUCAUCAUCCGUUUCGCCACUGUACAUAUCAAACACGUCCGUUUCCUAUGCACCCACAACCCAAAAUGUGGUACGGCAAGAUAUUAUCGAUAGUUUGCCGGUGGAUGUUACGCAGAUCGAGGAAAAACAGCUCGGUCCCGGUGGACCUAACCAAGUUGAAAGUGUUGGCAUACAGCGAGCCCUGUGCUGGCUCAGGGACAAGCGGCUGCCGGAUUACAGCUGGGGCAACGAUACGCACAUGGUGAUUCUGGCCAAAGAACUGUCCGGAGCACGCGAUCCAUCGGAAAACGAUAACCCUAUACAGGCAGUUUCGGAUCUGGAGAAUUUACUGUCCAUCAAGCAGAUGGACAUUGAGGUACUGACGAUGCUAGACCGUCAUCAUGCUACCGCCAAGCUACCUCAUACGGACCACGUUGCUAAGUACAUUUUGGCCAUGGGUGGCCUCUGCAAGGAUGCGCGCCAUUUUUACGGCCAUGAUUUGGUGGCCGCUCUGGAACAUCAUGAGCAUGAUCAGGGUCAGGAGUAUGAGUUCGCUCUGACAGCACUAGCCAUAUGCAGUUCGGCAACGCAUGUACGAAAGCGCCAAAUACGACGACUGUUGGAUAUAGCCAGCGGAGAGGUGAAUGAUGUUGAUACAAUCGCCAUGGUAUUGUUGGCACUACGGUGCAUCGUUACCGAUCAUCGACACCGUCAUCUGCAGCAUUUUGUCCGCCGUCCAGCUCGUGGUUUGGCUAGUUUGCAAGGACCGCAGGGUAGCUUUGGCUCGCUUCGAAGUACGGCAUUAGCUAUGCAAGCACUUCAAGAUUUAGAACCAGAUCCAGCCGGGAAAUGGAAUCGUACCGCUGCAUCUGAGUGGCUUCUGGCUAAGCAACGAUCAGAUGGAGGCUGGACUGAGGAGCCGCUACAAGACGGACAGGAUCCUAGCAUCGGCAUUGGGCUAACGGCCGACAUUGUUCUCGCUCUCGGUUGGCGAGGCUUGGGAGCAGUUCGUGCAUUACAAUGUGAUCAUGUGAUGCGUGAAUCCAACGAACCAUCCGAAAAUGGGGAACCCAAGCUAGCGGCACCGAUUGGUCUCGGUAUAUCGCCCGUAGAAGAGCUGGAACCGAGAAAUGUUUCCUAUACCUACACCUUAUGGGUGGGCACGAAUGAAACGGAAGAAUAUUUCCUCGAUUUGACCUCGCCGAAAAAUACAACAUUUUUCCGAGCCAUGAAACAAGCGGCGGAAAUAGAUCCAAGAUUUUCUUUUGAAGCCCGUGAAUGGCCCAACGGACACUAUGUGCAUACACUCGCUGGAAUGAAGGAAGAACCGAAGAGUUAUCACUUUUGGCUGCUUUAUCGCUUACCCGAAAGGCCGGACACCAAAAAUCCUCCCGGAAAUCAGUUAAUAGCUCCAUUAGGAGUGGAUGAGCUGUUGGUGGAAGAUGGAGAACACUAUCUCUACUGGUACAAGAAACUAUAAACCUUAGUUUCCUUUAAAAGCAAACACAAAAGAGAUAGUAAGCAAUAAGCGACCACAAAUAUUUUU